Arachis ipaensis is the source of this 2754-nucleotide messenger RNA. The record is from RefSeq and is a predicted model, not a curated record. Lineage: Eukaryota; Viridiplantae; Streptophyta; Magnoliopsida; Fabales; Fabaceae.
AUGGAGAACCUAACAACUAGUGGCAAUCCUAUGGAUGAUGUCGGCGCCAGAAAUGAUCCUCCGGUAGAGGGAACUGCUGAGCAUGGUGAUAACCAAAAUGGAAAGUUUGGAGCUCUACAAAAUAAGUGCAAUCAUGACAAUCAUGGCAACGGUCAAACUAACCCUAAUUUCGGGCCUUGGAUGAUGGUUAAAAGAUACACAAAUAAAAAGAAGAUCCAAAUACGACAGAAAGAAUCUCAUGGCAAUCAGAAGCAGGUUACUAAAUAUAACUCUGAAAAGGACGAGUCUCCAAAAAGGAAAGAUUCUGAUGGAUCUCGAUUUACGAUCUUGCAUGAGGAAAGUUCGGAGGACGUUCAGAAAAGUAUGGAAGAUGUAGAGAAGGUCCAAAAGGGUGCUGGCAGUAAAGCCUUCCCGUCAAUUAUCCGAGACCUGCGACAGGAGUAUGAGGCAAACUUCUUCUUUUUGUUAGAAACUCAUGUAAGUGGAACACGAGGCAAACAGAUUCGGGACAAGAUGGGUUUUGAUAAAUCCUUUGUUGUGGAUGCUAUGGCGUGGAUUACCCACCCGGAUUUUGGAAAGUUUGUUGAUGCCUCAUGGAAUGUCAAGAACUCUUGGGAUGAGGGUAUUUCAAAUUUCAAGAAUAAAAUCAAGGAGUGGAAUAGCUCGGACCCGAGCAAGAUCAGAGAGGUUAAUGAGACAUUAAUCACUCUCAUCCCCAAAGUGGAACCUGUCUCGCAUUUAAGACAGCUAAGGCCCAUCAAUCUCUGUAAUGUUUCCUAUAAGGUGGUUACUAAGAUUCUCGUGAACCGGUUGAAAAAAGUGAUGGACAAAUUAGUUAUGCCUAAUCAGUGCAGUUUUGUCCCCAGUAGGCACAGCUCCGAUAACAUCAUCAUCACUCAAGAGGUCAUCCACUCUAUGAGACAGAAAAACGGAAAGAAAGGCUGGAUGGCUAUAAAGAUUGACUUGGAAAAGGCGUAUGAUAGGUUAAAGGAGUGCUUUAUCAAGGAGACCCUUGCAGAUAUUGGGCUUCCCCAGAAUUUUGUUAAUCUUAUCCUCUCUUGUAUCUUGACCGCCAGGAUGAGGGUUCUUUGGAAUGGGGAGGAACUGGAAGAAUUUACACCUUCCAGAGCAGUGGAUCAUGGCUUUUGGAAACCGAUUCGACUCAAGAAGGAUGGUCCCCCUAUUUCCCACCUGUGCUUUGCAGAUGACAUUAUUUUGUUUGCAGAGGCCAAUCUUGAACAAGCAAAUGUCAUUAAUAAAUGUCUCGAGGCUUUCUGUGAUAGCUCGGGUCAGAGCGUCAGCAAAGAGAAAACCAGGGUCAUCUUCUCAAAGAAUGUGGGCCACACAGUGCGAGCAGAAUUGAGUAAUAUUUUGCAGUUUUCCAGAACUGAUGACUUAGGCAAAUACUUAGGCAUUCCGAUUCUCCACUCUAGAGUAUCCAAACAUGCCUUUGAGGGCAUUAUCAACAAGCUUCAUGCCAGGCUUAAUUCUUGGAAAGCUUCAUCCUUGUCUCUUGCGGGAAGAGUGACUCUGGUGAAAUAUGUCCUCUCAUCUAUGCCUUUAUAUAAUAUGCAAUAUGCUGUUUUAUCUUCCACUACUUGUAAUACUAUUGACUGUAUCUGCAGGAAUUUUCUCUGGGGGAACACAGAACAAACCAAGAAAAUACAUCUUCUUAGUUGGAAGAGAGUCUGUGAACCUAAAAGCUGUGGGGGUCUGGGUAUUAGACAUGCAAGCCAAAUGAAUCAAGCUUUUAUGAUGAAGGCGGGAUGGGGACUUAUUGAAAGAAAAGAGGCUCUUUGGGCUAGAAUACUCAGAUCAAAAUAUGGUAGCGGCACGAAUAUCAUGCCCAAGGUGGAAAGGAGGCGGAAUAGCUCAAAUCUUUGGAAGGGUAUCUGCUCUGUCUGGGAAAAUGUCCAACAAAACUGUAUUUGGAGAGUUGGGGAUGGUUUCCAAAUUCGCUUCUGGGAGCACUGCUGGAUCCCGAGUGUAGGUAGUUUAAGUGCAACUACAAACCAGUGGAAUGUUAGGAAGCUUCAGGAGAUGUUGCCGGAGGAUAUUGUCAAGAGGAUCGUAGGUAUCUCCCCGCCGUCCCCGUGGAAGGAAGCUGACUAUAUAGCUUGGAGAUCUUCCUCAAACGGCCAAUUUAGUAUCAAGUCAGCGUAUCAGAACCUUAUGGAAACCCAAGGUCCUGAGCGUGUGAGAACCUUUCUUUGGCUGGUGGCACACAACACUAUCCUCACCAACUUGGAAAGAAGACGUAGACACUUAACCACGGAUGGCGCUUGCCCUCGAUGCUGGCAUCAUGAAGAGUUAGUCAUCCAUGUCCUUCGGGACUGUUUCUAUGCUAGAAGCAUUUGGCAAAGGCUUAUCCCACCUAAUGGCAUCAACUCCUUCUUCAACACUAGCCUCAACAAUUGGUUAUCUCUAAACCUUACCUCAAAUAACAAUUGGUCUUGCCUUUUUGGAGUUGCUGCAUCAUCCCUAUGGUUCUUCCGGAAUAAACUUGUUUUCAAUGGAGAGACUGUUGCUGCUACUACGGUUGGCUACCAAAUUCGAGCGCGGGCCGAGGAAUUUUUGAAGGUGGUUAAGAGCAAUCUAAAUCCGAGAAAUACUCGAGCUGCUAGCAGGUGUCUUGUUGGCUGGUCGCGACCGGAUGGAGAUUGUGUUAAGUUGAAUGUUGAAGGUUCCUGGUAUGCUCAGAGAAGUAAUGCCGCUUGUGGGGAGUGUUCAGGGACUCGGCUGGGAGAUUCUUAA